Molecule: messenger RNA, 297 nt
Organism: Hippopotamus amphibius kiboko
Lineage: Eukaryota; Metazoa; Chordata; Mammalia; Artiodactyla; Hippopotamidae
Product: keratin-associated protein 17-1
Exons: 1
Coding region: 1-297 (98 amino acids)
Source: RefSeq, a predicted model, not a curated record
AUGGGGUGCUGCCCAGGGGAUUGCUUCACCUCCUGUCCUCAAGAGCAAGACUGCUGUGAAGCGUGCUGCUGCCAGCCCUCCUGCUGCGGCUGCUGCGGGCCCUGCUGUCGUUCCUGCUGCGGCUCGGGUUGCGGCAGCUGUGGCUCGAGUUGCGGGGACAGCUGCUGUGGGUCCUCCUGCUGCGGAUCUGGCUGCGGGGGCUGCGGGGGUUGCGGAGGCUGCUGUGGGAGCUGCUGCGGGUCUGAUUGCUGUGGCCCCGUGUGUUGCCAGCCCACGCCUGUCUGCGAGACCAAAUGA